Messenger RNA from Ceratina calcarata, 1372 nucleotides. It is a transcript of the gene Prp18, whose product is annotated as pre-mRNA processing factor 18. Gene Ontology annotation, cellular component: U4/U6 x U5 tri-snRNP complex; U2-type post-spliceosomal complex; U5 snRNP. NCBI's taxonomy places the organism in Eukaryota, Metazoa, Arthropoda, Insecta, Hymenoptera, Apidae. The record is from RefSeq and is a predicted model, not a curated record. The coding region runs from base 226 to 1236 and encodes 336 amino acids. Gene Ontology annotation, biological process: RNA splicing; generation of catalytic spliceosome for second transesterification step. The transcript has a single exon.
GUGAGCUGAGCGCUGUGAUGAUUUAGACAUUUAAUUUAUUACGAUUGCGUAUACUAUUAAUCGUGUUAAAUUUUCAAUUUUCUCCCGUUACCGCGGUUUAUCAGAUCUUGGUUAAAGUACACGAACUUUAACCUUUUCACCUACAACGUUUAUGCGCCGAUUUUUAUAAUAAAUCUAAACAAAUACUACUAGAGUGAUUUUACAAGUAAUAAAAGCUUGGUUAGGAUGGACAUUUUAAGAGCUGAAAUAAUGAAAAAGAGAAAACAACUGGAGGAAAGCAACGUCUUGCAGAACAACAGAAAAUAUUUUAGAAGAGGUGAAUUGAUUGCGAAAGAUCACCAUGUAAAGGAAGUGAAGGAGAAUAAAGAUGAGGAUGUAGCGGUUAACAUGAUCCGUCAACAAGAAGACUCCGUAGCUGACGGUAGUUCCGAGCAUUUAACGUUACCUAGGCACGAAGUGAUCAAAAGAUUACGCGAGAGAAGCGAGCCUAUAUUAUUGUUCGGAGAAUCAGAGAUAGAAGCGUUCAAACGGCUGAGGAAAUGUGAAAUCCUUGAGCCCGAAGUGAACAAAGGUUUCAGAAAUGAUUUUCAAGAAGCCAUGGAACAGGUAGAUCAAGCAUACUUGAAUGAGAUAUUAGCAUCUUCAAAACCACAAGAUCGUGAUGGAAAAGGAGAUGUGCACGUACCGGACGAGGGAGUUACUUACGAAGAUUUGCAGAAGAUGUCUGUCAAAUUGAACAAGGGUGAUAGAGACUUUGACAUGAAUGUUAUCACGCAAUUCAUACAGUUCUUGGUGCAAAUGUGGGGCAAUCAAUUAAACAGUAGGAGCACUGCCGAGAAAAUGGGUACCAGAGGGAAAAUGGCCAGUGCUACUUAUGCUCAAACGAGAGAAUAUCUAAAGCCCUUGCUUAGGAAAUUAAAAAACAAGUCCUUACCAGAAGAUAUCACUGACAGUUUGACCGAGAUCGUAAAACAUCUACUCGAACGAAAUUACAUAUUGGCCAGCGAUUCGUACUUGCAAAUGGCAAUAGGAAACUCUCCGUGGCCUAUCGGCGUAACUAUGGUCGGUAUUCACGCGAGAACCGGAAGAGAAAAGAUUUUCUCAAAGAACGUGGCACAUGUGAUGAAUGAUGAGACUCAGAGAAAAUAUAUUCAAGCGUUAAAGAGGCUAAUGACUAAGUGCCAGGAAUAUUACCCUACAGAUCCGUCCCGUUGCGUAGAGUAUUCAAAAACGUGAAAUCUUUUUCGUAGAGUAUAGAAACAACGAGAUUUAAUUAAGAUUUAUUAAAGUACAACCCAUAAGCUAUAAGCUAUAAGAUAGCUAUAAGUACAUUCUGUGUAAAGAUGAAUUAAAAUUAAAUGCGUGUAUAUUA